CGUACACUUAUCGUUCGCACUCUCGAGGCCUCGAACACCCGCGCGCGAUACCCAGUCGUCGCCAUGCUGGUGCUGGCGCCGAGGCUGGCGCUGAGGUGGCGGCCCGCGCCAGCUGCGCGCCGUCCCGCGGCCUAUAAGUACGGGGCCCAGCCCACGGCCUGCUAGACAAACACAAUGAGCAACCUGCCCGUUCUCCUGCUGGCCGUGUGGGCCGCCCCCGCCGCCCUGCAGGUGGUGAUGGGUCCCUGGGCGCACGUCCUCGCCUCCACCACCUCCAUCACGGACAGCAUCGUAUCCGGGGUGGCGGCCGGCGCGGACAGCCUCAAGCGCACGCUGCAGGAGCUCAACGCGACCGCGGCCAACGGCCUGCCGCUGGCCCAGGACAAGGUGCGCCUGUACGUCGCCGACCUGGGCAGCUCGUGGCGCUGGUCGGUGUCGUACGCGCAGUGGCUCAACCCUGACGUGCCGGCGACGACCUGCCCCGAGGAGGCCACUGUGAAGCGCCUCCUGGAGGAGGUGGAGGCAGACGCGCUGGCCUGCGUGCGCGAUAGAGUGCCCAAGGGCAUCCCGGACAUCGUGCAGAGCGUAGCGCAGGUCACCGGCAACAUCAAUGACUAUGUGGACCGCGUGCACCAGCAGGCGGAGCAGUGCGACGAGCAGACGGGUUUCAUGGGCGCUAUGUGCAAGGCGACUCAGGUGGCGCCGCUCGGCGGGCAGUUGGGGCUGCUGGGCGGCGAGGUGGGCGCCGUGAGCGCGCAGCUGGCCGUGCUGGUGGACGGCACCGCGCGCCACUGCACCGUCACCGGCGCGCACGUGCGUGAGGCACAGGCCAUGGCCUCGAGCCUGAGCACCGCCGAGUGCAUCAAGGUGGCCGGCGGCAACCAGGGCACCCCGGAGACGGCCAGGUACUACGCGCGCCGGAGGAACGCCCACUCGUCCAUUGUCGUGUAUAACUCGAGCAUGCGCGGACCACUGCUGUAACCGCUAGCGCCCCCCCUGCCGGCCGCCACUAAACACGACAGCACAGCA
Messenger RNA from Frankliniella occidentalis (western flower thrips), 1029 nucleotides. RefSeq lists its product as uncharacterized. The transcript has 3 exons. Lineage: Eukaryota; Metazoa; Arthropoda; Insecta; Thysanoptera; Thripidae. The coding region runs from base 175 to 981 and encodes 268 amino acids. The record is from RefSeq and is a predicted model, not a curated record.